AUGUUGGCUAUCCAGAUAACUGCUUCCAGAGCUUCUGUUUCUGUUUUGUCCAGGAGUGGUCAAAAACCAAAGCAGAAUGCCUGCUCUGCAAGCAGUCUCUGUUUUAUUUUCCACAGAAUUCAUGAUGAAGAUGAAUUUAAGGAGUACCUACUCAGACCUUCAGAAAAUGGCUCUUUUGUCAGCCCUGAUGGCUGGAGAUUUCCUUACCAUAACACCCGAACAUGGGAACACCAUACUUCAGCUGAAUUCUUCAGUCUUGCCCUAUCUCCUUUUAAGUUAAAAGCAUAUGAUCAGCAUGCCAAAUAUGACUCUCCUGUUCCACUGUGUGAUGGAAAGAGCUGUUCAGACUCAUCAAUUAUUACAAUAUCUCCAUAUGAGGCAGAUUCUCAAGAACUAGAUCACAGUUCAUCGACUGAUAUUGAUCAAUCCCCCUUGGGUGAUGAAACUCCAGGGCUAUCAUGUUCCAUUUCAGAAGAAGAGGUUCAUGCAACAAUAAGUUCUCCUCUAGAGGUUUCAGAGAGUUCUGUUGAGGACUUUCUGUGAAAAGAACUAAACAGUAAACUCAGUUAUAGGCUAAUGCUGACUUACUUAAAUGACAGUGAAUAUUCUUUGGACAAUUGUGUUAUUGCUGGGCAUGUUAAGCCAUUAGCUGAGAGGACACAAGAACUAUUUGAGCUGUCCUUGGACAAUGAGGAGUCAGUCAGGGAAGAGAAAAGGGAAGAUGUGAAGAAACAGCAGCCAACUCAGUGUCACAGCUGUACACAUAAGCCAAUCAGAAGUUGUUUGCCAUACUCAUUCAUAUAUUCACAGAAUAUAGGUAGGUGUAAAACUGCAUCCCCUGCAGUCAAGAAGAAAGAUGAUAAGAACAAAUGUAAAGUAAAAGAUCUAUCUCCACAGGACUUCAUCUGA
Messenger RNA from Harpia harpyja (harpy eagle), 909 nucleotides. RefSeq names its product E3 ubiquitin-protein ligase Topors-like. NCBI's taxonomy places the organism in Eukaryota, Metazoa, Chordata, Aves, Accipitriformes, Accipitridae. Gene Ontology annotation, molecular function: ubiquitin protein ligase activity. Gene Ontology annotation, biological process: protein monoubiquitination; protein polyubiquitination. The record is from RefSeq and is a predicted model, not a curated record.